This is a messenger RNA of Portunus trituberculatus (swimming crab), 1532 nucleotides long. Its product is annotated as proprotein convertase subtilisin/kexin type 5-like. The transcript has 2 exons. Gene Ontology annotation, molecular function: chitin binding. NCBI's taxonomy places the organism in Eukaryota, Metazoa, Arthropoda, Malacostraca, Decapoda, Portunidae. The record is from RefSeq and is a predicted model, not a curated record. Bases 24 to 1034 code for a protein of 336 amino acids. Gene Ontology annotation, cellular component: extracellular region.
CAUACACACUGAGAAUAGCACAGAUGUUUCACCCUCAUUUCUACAUCAUUAUAAAGGUGAGCCACGGACACGGUCAAGCCAGCACCCAUACCACCUUCGCCACGUACAGGACACCUUCACACACGCACGUCAUGUUGUGGAUAACUUCUUUGUCUCUCUUGCUUUCUCUCCAGUUAAUCUCUGGAACAUCAAUGGAGGAACUGCAAGAUGAGAGAGCGGACCCAGCAACGACACCACCAACAACAAUACCACCACCGGGCAAAUGCGAGCCUGACUGCUCCUCUGCUAAAGAUGGCGACAAAGUGGAAAACCCUAAAGAUUGCCACCAGUAUUACGUGUGCUUUGGUGGCAGCGACCCUAUCGGCCCCGUGGACUGCCCUGACGGUCAGUAUUUCAACCGUAGUGCCAGUGACUGCGUGAAAAAUGGCCCUGAGGAAUGCCAGCCGUCAUGUGGAGGGGUGAGUAGCAGCUGUACCUAUGAAUGUGGAGCUGGUAUCGCCCUCAGAGCAGACAGAUAUGACUGUUCCACGUACCAUGACUGUGGUAGCGGCGCCAUGAUGCAGUGUGACAAGGACAGGCCGUUCUUUAAUGGGAAGUCGUGCCAGAGUGACGAGAGUAAGUGCUGUCACUGCAACCCUUACUGCUACACAGACGACAAGAAGGUAGUGGACCCAACGGACUGCACUAAAUUCUACUACUGUAUCAAAGCCAAUGCGAUCCCAGAGUUACCUGGCCAUUGCUCCGCUGGAAACUUUGACCUCUUCACGCAGGAGUGUUCCCUCAGCGCGCCCUGCCUCACCCUCUGCACCAAUGUUGUCAAACCAGACGGCUGCAUCCACACCUACACCUGUGAAGUGAGCGGUUACUUCCCUGCCUGCCCUCACAAGUGCACGCCUGACUACUACCACUGCCUCCUUGAAGACAUCGGUUCCAAUGUGCCAGUUGUCUCUUGCGCUCUGGACACUGUGUUCCACCCCAUUGACAGAAAGUGUGUCGACCCUUCCCAGUGUUCCAUUAAGCACACUUGGCACUGAGACCCCACACACACACACACACACACACACACACACACACACACACACACACACGUCUUGCAAUAUCUAAGCAGGCUGGUUAUUUGUGUGGGCAGAUGAGAUGAAUGUCCACAAAUGUCCACUAUUGCAGGUGUAGCAGGCAGAGCAUUAGAGAGAGAUUGGAAAUAGUUGAAAAUAGGAAGAUAUAGAAAUGUAACAAAAGCAAGCUAAUAUACACACUGGAAUGAACAAGAGGAAGGGGAGACGAAGAGAAGCUGAAUAGAUGUGUAUUGAGACCUCUGUUUACUACACACACACACACACACACACACACACACACACACACACACAGAUAUAACAAGGCAUGACUAAAGUGUGGAAAUUAUAAAAAAAAAAAAUUAAAUAAAUGGACUUAAAAAAAAAAAAAAAAAAACAAGAGAUUAGUUUUUGUUAUUUUUAGUGUGUUUGUUGUUUUGGUAGUGAAGAUCCUGCAAUGCUUAAUAAACUGUAUGCAAAGUU